Molecule: messenger RNA, 1458 nt
Organism: Ramularia collo-cygni
Lineage: Eukaryota; Fungi; Ascomycota; Dothideomycetes; Mycosphaerellales; Mycosphaerellaceae
Product: probable phosphatidate cytidylyltransferase
Exons: 4
Coding region: 1-1458 (485 amino acids)
Cellular component (GO): endoplasmic reticulum membrane
Molecular function (GO): phosphatidate cytidylyltransferase activity
Source: RefSeq, a predicted model, not a curated record
AUGACGAAGCCUGGUACCCACAAGAAGGACGUCAAAUUUCAGCAUCGCGAACGCCGACUCAGCUCCAGCAGAAGCGACAUGUCGGAAUCACAUUACGAAUCGCCAAACGACGAACGCAGCUCGUCAAGAAGCACGGGAGCUAAGAGUCCCACGCGCCACGGCCUUCACUCCAGGCAUGAAAGACCCUCGAGGAUUGAGCGGACAGACACCACCGCCAGCGGCUGRGCAACGGAGAAUGAGGACGAAAAGCCCAAGGUAGAUGUCUCGGAGUAUGAGAAGAAGAAGCAGUCCUUCAUCACCCGUGCCAUCUGGACUUUUGCCAUGAUUGGUAUCUUCUUCGGUUCCAUGUUCGCUGGACACAUUUAUGUGAUAAUUAUUGUCACCGCCGUCCAAAUCAUUUCCUUCAAAGAGGUCAUUGCCAUUUCAAACGUUCCCAGCAGGGCCCGUUCAUUGCGAUUCACCAAAACGUUGAAUUGGUACUUUCUCGGCACGACCAUGUACUUUCUCUAUGGAGAGAGCGUCAUUUACUACUUUAAGCACAUUGUGCUGAUUGAUCGUGUGUUGUUGCCAUUCGCGACACACCACCGAUUCAUCAGCUUCAUGCUCUAUGUCAUGGGCUUUGUCUUCUUCGUGGGCUCCCUUCAAAAGGGUCACUACAAGUUUCAGUUCACCCAAUUCGCCUGGACACACAUGGCUCUUUAUCUCAUUGUCGUGCAAGCACACUUUAUCAUGAACAACAUCUUUGAGGGAAUGAUCUGGUUCUUCCUCCCCGUCAGUUUGGUUAUCAUCAACGAUAUCUUUGCGUAUAUCUGCGGCAUCACCUUUGGCAAAACACAGCUCAUCAAGCUGUCACCUAAGAAGACUGUUGAAGGCUUUGUUGGAGCGUGGAUUUGCACAAUCUUGAUGGGUUUCUUCUUCACCAACAUCCUCAUGCGCAGCACCUACUUUACCUGCCCUGUUAAUGACCUCGGCGCCAACAUCACUACUGGACUCAACUGCACCCCGAAUCCGGUCUUCAUUCCGCAACGCUAUACCCUUCCAUUCGUUCCGCACGACUGGACCUUCCUCCCGACAUCCUUCAGCAUCUCGCCCAUGCAAUUCCAUAUCCUCGCCAUGGCGUCUUUUGCAUCCUUGAUUGCUCCAUUUGGUGGCUUCUUCGCAUCAGGUCUCAAGCGAACAUUCAACAUCAAGGACUUUGGUGACUCCAUCCCGGGACAUGGAGGCAUGACCGACAGAAUGGACUGCCAGUUCAUCAUGGGUUUCUUCGCCUUUAUGUAUUACCAAUCCUUCAUCGCCGUACAUCACGCAAGUGUGGGAAGUGUGAUUGAGACCGCAAUCACGGCGUUGAGCGCCGAGGAGCAGGUGGCGGUUGUGAAGGGUUUGGCGCAACAUUUGUACAACCAAGGAGUGGUCAAGCACAAAGUUUUGGAGUAUUUGAGUGAGAAUGUGCAGGCGUGA